Messenger RNA from Gloeophyllum trabeum ATCC 11539, 669 nucleotides. RefSeq lists its product as uncharacterized. The annotation marks the transcript as partial. NCBI's taxonomy places the organism in Eukaryota, Fungi, Basidiomycota, Agaricomycetes, Gloeophyllales, Gloeophyllaceae. Gene Ontology annotation, biological process: DNA repair; telomere maintenance. Gene Ontology annotation, molecular function: DNA helicase activity. The transcript has a single exon. The record is from RefSeq and is a predicted model, not a curated record.
CUGUGUAGGGUAACUGGUCACGCCAAUGAACCUUUUGGGGGAAUCAAUGUCAUAUUGUGUGGUGACUUUGCACAAUUGCCACCGGCAAUGAACCGUCCCCCAUUAUACAGUGAUAGGGUGGGGACACAUUUAAAUAGAAGGAUGUCUCCUACUGAUCAAGAAUCAGCAAUAGGAAAAGCUAUAUGGUAUCAAUUCACAUCAGUAGUUAUACUCCGUGAAAAUAUGAGACAAAAAUCACAGACCAAAGAGAAUAACAAACUAAGGAAGGCAUUGGAAAAUAUGAGAUACAAAGCUUGCACUUUACAAGACAUAGAAUUUCUUUGCAGCAGAAUAGCAGGAAAAAGUGAGAACAAGCCUAAACUAUCUGAUCCAAAAUUUAGACAUGUAUCAGUCAUCACAGCAAGAAAUAUUUAUCGUGACAGAUUAAACCAGUUAGGAUGUGUCCAAUUUGCUUCAGACACAAACCAACAGCUAAUUGACUUUUACUCCACAGAUAAAUGGAAAACAGACAUUAAAAUGAAUAGAAAGAAGAAUAAAAGUAAGCAUAAAUAUCAUUCCAAUGCAAUAGACGAACUUACCCAAAAUAUUUUAUGGAAUCUUCCUCAUGAUGCCAGUGACCAUGUUCCGGGCAAGUUAUUCCUUUGCAAAGGCAUGCCAGUCUUAGUUUAA